This is a messenger RNA of Labrus mixtus (cuckoo wrasse), 2536 nucleotides long. It is a transcript of the gene osgep, whose product is annotated as O-sialoglycoprotein endopeptidase. The coding region runs from base 167 to 1174 and encodes 335 amino acids. Gene Ontology annotation, cellular component: cytoplasm; EKC/KEOPS complex. Gene Ontology annotation, biological process: tRNA threonylcarbamoyladenosine modification. Lineage: Eukaryota; Metazoa; Chordata; Actinopteri; Labriformes; Labridae. The record is from RefSeq and is a predicted model, not a curated record. The transcript is spliced from 12 exons.
AAACUGUGUAGUUGUCAAUGUUUUGGACCCCACGCUACAUAGUUGAGUUUCAGAAGUUAGCCGAAACACACAAGUUACUGAACUUGUGUGCUUAAAAGUUCCCCUGACAAGAAGCUGGAUUAAUGCAAUCAAACGAGAGAAAGAAAUACGAUAGGUGUCAGCUGUUAUGACUGUGGUAAUCGGAUUCGAGGGCAGUGCCAAUAAGAUCGGCAUAGGAAUCAUCAGAGAUGGUGAAGUGCUUUCCAACCCUAGACGGACCUACAUCACUCCUCCCGGUCAUGGAUUCAUGCCGAGCGACACCGCCAGGCACCACCGUGCUGUCAUACUGACAGUCCUGAAGGAGGCUCUGGAGCAGGCAGGACUGAAGCCUGCAGACAUCGACUGUGUGGCAUACACCAAAGGUCCCGGUAUGGGUGCCCCCUUGGUGACGGUGGCUCUGGUGGCUCGUACAGUCGCGCAGCUUUGGGGGAAGCCGCUCCUCGGUGUUAACCACUGUAUUGGACACGUUGAGAUGGGCAGGCUCAUCACGCAAGCUAACAACCCCACGGUGCUUUAUGUCAGUGGAGGAAACACACAGGUUAUUGCAUACUCUGAGCGGCGAUACAGAAUAUUUGGAGAGACCAUCGACAUCGCUGUUGGAAACUGUUUGGACAGAUUUGCCAGAGUUAUAAAGAUCUCCAAUGACCCGAGCCCGGGAUACAACAUAGAGCAGAUGGCCAAAAAAGGGAGUCAGUAUGUGGAGCUGCCCUAUACAGUGAAAGGAAUGGACGUGUCAUUUUCUGGGAUUCUAUCCUACAUCGAGGAGGUUGCUCAUAAGAUGCUGAGCUCUGGUCAGUGUGCUGCAGAGGAUUUGUGCUUCUCCCUACAGGAGACGCUGUUCUCCAUGCUGGUGGAGAUCACAGAGAGGGCCAUGGCUCACUGCGGCUCCCAGGAGGUCCUCAUCGUCGGCGGCGUUGGCUGUAACCUUCGUCUGCAGGAGAUGAUGGGGGUGAUGUGUAAGGAGAGAGGAGCCAAACUGUUUGCAACAGAUGAAAGGUUCUGCAUAGACAAUGGCGCAAUGAUUGCUCAAGCAGGCUGGGAGAUGUUCAGGUCGGGUCAGGUGACAGAGCUAGAGGACUCAUGGAUCACACAAAGGUACAGAACAGAUGAAGUGGAGGUGACAUGGCGAGACUGAUGGAUGGAGCAAUGUCCUGGAGGGGUCCAUGUUGUUGCAAGCACAGCUGUUAUGAAAAGUGGGAUAGUUCCUUCUACUCUGCCACACUAAGCAGUUGGACUUGAAGAGAAACUAAUUCUUUAGAGUUUUCUGCUUAAGGCACUUGCUCUAUACAAUUUAGUUUGAGGGAACAUUACAUUUUUGGUCGUUAUCAGAAUAAAGCAAAUGAGUUCUUUUUUUUGGUUUAAGAUUUGAGUUGAGCGAGGGAGGGAGGGAAGACUUUCAGCCUGUGAAGCGGGAAAUGUUAAUUUCAUUAAAAACAAGACAAAAAAGACUUCAGUAGAACUUGACAAGUUUAUUCAAUUUUAUUAAGCAAUACUGUUCACUUACAUUCCUCCUCUUUCUCCAGUGUAAAUUUUUUAUUCAAUAUAUCUUUUCAAAAAAAUCAUCAUACUGAACACGGUGAGAUCCCUUAUGGAUUCAUGAGAAACAUUCACCCAAUUAGGGAACAAAAUAAAAACAAAGAAAAAGGAACACAGCAUUAAGAUCUGACAGGUAAAUAAAGGGUGAACUCUACUGUGCCUUUGACUACACCCCUUUGUAAACUGAAGACACGGAUACACACGUCCUCUGCAUUCAUUUACCAUGAAAACUCAAGCAGGUACAUGACAGACGCUGAUCCUAAUCAAGAAUGAAAGGGGGAAAAAAUAUUCUCUGGUGAGGGUUUCUUGCACACAGGGCUUGGUCACAACAGAUUCUUUUUCAACAAAGUGCUUGAUUGACCGCUCGCUUUACAGAGGACACAAAAAGUUUGAUAAAACUGCAGCAAAGGGAAAUUAAAUUACAGCUCAGAGAUUGUUUUUUUUUUUUAAAGAAAAGAAAAAAAGACCAGCUCUACAUAUACAAGCUAAAAUGGUAAUGUGAGGCGAUGACAACAGGUUUGAUUAAUUAAGGCAGGCUUUCUGUAAGGCGUUAAAAAAGUUCAUUGCUGUAAGAUCUCAAAGGAGUUAGUCCAAAGUGUCUCAGUGUGGCUUUGCGUGAAGACAUCAUCCUGAGUGCAGUGUGUGAACGGGACACAAAGUUGUCCAUUUUUACAUGUUUUUUUUUAUGUGCAUGUAGGUAUGUGUUGUGUCUAUGUUUAUGAAUGCUUUGGGUUUCUCACACUGCUAGGCUGGGUGUUCCUGGGUGUCCUUGUACCAGACCACUUUUUUUGGAACUGCAAAAAAAAGGAAAAAAGUUUGGGUCAAAAAUAUUGAAACGUACAGAAAUUGGAUAAAUUAAUAUAUAUUCCCUGCCACAUCAAUGAGUGUCUCAUUGUUUACAAUCAAGGACUCUUCAGUUUUGUUCAAGCUGACACUGUAGAAUAAAUGAAUGAAAACACAA